UCAACCCCACGUCUCUUUGCUCCGCUUUCGCUCUGCUCUUUCAUUCCCAUUGUCUCUGCUCUGAGAUCUCGAUCCCUCUCUUCUCGAUGUCGACGCCGGCGACCAGAGACGCCGUGGAGGAGGUCGUCGAUGAGGAGGAGUCGAUGGAGCACACCCUCCUCGUCGUUCGCGAGGUUACUGUCUACAAGAUUCCCCCACGCAGCACCAGUGGCGGAUACAAGUGCGGCGAGUGGCUCCAGUCCGACCGGAUCUGGACUGGACGUCUCCGCGUCGUCUCCCGCCGCGACCGCUGCGAGAUCCGCCUCGAGGACCCCUCGUCCGGUGAACUCUUCGCCGCAUGCUUUGUCCUCCCUGGAAACCGCGACGCCGCUGUUGAGCCUGCGCUCGAUUCCUCCCGUUACUUUGUCCUCCGCAUAGAGGACGGCCGUGGCAAGCACGCGUUCAUCGGGCUUGGCUUCAAUGAGCGGAACGAAGCCUUUGACUUCAAUGUUGCCCUCUCCGAUCAUGAGAAGCAUGUCCGCAGGGAGCUUGAUAAGGAUGCUGCCGCUGGGGACCUUGCUGCUGAAGAGACUCAUAUCGAUAUUCACCCCGCCGUCAAUCACCGGCUGAAGGAAGGAGAAACUAUCCGGAUUAAUGUUAAGAACAAACCAUCUAGUGGAACCGGUAUGCUUUCUGCUGCAGGCUUAUCUGGUGGAACCAUAAGCUCAGACAAGGCAAACAAGUUCCUUGCACCCCCUCCCAGUGGAGGAGGUAAGAUCAGGUCUCCACUCCCACCACCACCUAAUGAUCCUGCUGUGAAAAGAAUGACAUCAAGUCCUGGAGUUGGGCUAAAAGAUGUGAAAGAAGCUGUGAGAAGGAAUGCUGAUCCUUUAUCAGAUCUUUCCCCUCUUGAGAGAACUCUUCCUUCUUCAACUGGGUCUGGAUCAAAAACAAGCACAGCAGCAGGGUGGGCAGCAUUCUGAGUUUUGGGAAGUGUUCACUAUUCAAAUCUGGUUCUAAUGAGGGAAACACAAAACGCAAAACAAAUCAAAAUUGGAUAAAAACACUUGGUUAUUUUUAUACUUUAUGAAACAGGCGGGUUAUGGUGUUAUGCCCCAUCACAAUGUCGUCGUUUCUUUUUAAUACUCGGUGACUCAGAUAAUCUUUACCGUAUUUUAAUGCAUAUUCCCUCUUGAGUUACUGUAUCA
Dioscorea cayenensis subsp. rotundata (Guinea yam) is the source of this 1187-nucleotide messenger RNA. RefSeq lists its product as uncharacterized. Lineage: Eukaryota; Viridiplantae; Streptophyta; Magnoliopsida; Dioscoreales; Dioscoreaceae. Gene Ontology annotation, cellular component: clathrin vesicle coat; membrane. Bases 87 to 962 code for a protein of 291 amino acids. Gene Ontology annotation, biological process: endocytosis. The record is from RefSeq and is a predicted model, not a curated record. The transcript is spliced from 3 exons.